AUGGGAUACCUGCGGUCCAUCAACCCGACGAAGCAUCCACUUUUCUGGCCGCGCCUCCGGUUGAAGCUCUUUCGCAUCCGGAUCAUGAUGCGGAUGGUGUACCAGCGAAGCCAGCUGCAGUUCCAGAACACGCUGGAUUCGGCAGCUUUCCGCGACCGCACCCUCCAGAUCCGGCCCUGGAGUUGCCUCCGCCGGUUCCGCCGGUUCCGCCGCUUCCGGAGACUGCAGCGGACAGCCAACCAGCGGUGCCUCUGGGGGAGCCUCUGGCAGCGCCUCAGGUGA
Messenger RNA from Symbiodinium sp. CCMP2456, 282 nucleotides. The record is from the annotation of a GenBank genome assembly. NCBI's taxonomy places the organism in Eukaryota, Dinophyceae, Suessiales, Symbiodiniaceae.